AUUAUUAUUUAUUACGUUAUAGUAUUAUACUAAUUGAUUAAAAAAAUAUUUAAUCAUAGUUUAAUAUAUUUUAUACUCAUCCGAACAUUAUACUUUAACAUAAAUCUUAUCAAGAACAAAAUAAAGUUUUAACUACAUUUGUGUUUCAAGUGCUACUUAAUUAAAUUUUUCUAGUGGUAAAUCAUUAGCAGCAAUUAUUAUUACCGUUUUAAUUCAUUUUUUUUUAAGAUAAGCAAAUAUGAUGAACCAUUUAUACCUACAAAUAAAUUGAAUACACACCUAUACUCAUUUUAGUUGCGCAUUAAUCAGUACAUUCAAACAUGUAUACGCGUAAUGUCAGUCUUAUUGUUCGACGUAAUUUCAAAUUUUGCCUUUGUAUCAGAUACAAAAGUGAUUCUUCCUCAAAACAACCAGAUAACUAUUAUGAUCCAGAUUCUAUUCACGAAAAUCCAUUGAACAGGUGUAAGAGGUUUCUCAAAAGGGAUAUCAAUGAAUUGUUUAAAAAAGCUAAUGACCCCUUUGAACAGUAUGAAGAUAAUAAAAUAUUCCCAAAAACUGUUGACGUUUUAAUCGUUGGUGGAGGCGUAAUUGGUUCAUCUAUUGCUUAUUGGCUUCAAAAUAAAUGCAGAGAUGGAUUAACAAUUGCUGUUAUUGAAAAAGAUUUAUCGGUAAACAAAUCAGUUAUAUCUACUGAAGAGUACGCAAAAGCAUCUUCAGUACUUUCUUGUGGAGGAAUUCGUCAACAGUUUUCACUUAAAGAAAACAUUCUACUAUCCCAAUUCAGUGCUGAAUUUCUUCGAGAUAUCAAAGAUUAUUUAACUAUUCCAGAACAUGAACCUCCAGAAAUAAAUUUUAAUCCAUCCGGCUAUUUAUUUUUAGCUACAAAAAAUGGUGUGGAUACCAUGUUAAAAAAUCAUCAAUUACAACAGGAAUUAAAAGCUAAUGUUGAGCUUUUAUCAAAAGAUAUGUUGAAAACUAAAUUUCCUUGGUUAAAUGUAGAUGAUAUUGAAUUAGGAAGUCUUGGAACUUUAAACUCAGGAUGGUUUGAUCCUUGGUCUUUGUUAAAUGCAUUAAGAAAUAAAGCUAAAUCACUAGGAACAUAUUAUGUUGAGGGUGAAGUAAAAGACUUUGGUUUUAAAACAGAUACAAGUAUUGUGGUGGAAGAAGAUCCUAAUAAGGAAUACGAAGGGAUUAAUAGCGUGAAAGUAAAAUUAAAAGAUGGUGAAACACAACAAAUAGUAUUUGGUUUAUGUAUAGUAGCAGCUGGUGCUGAAUCAGGAAAAAUUGCUCAAAUGGCCAAAGUCGGAAAAGGAAAAGGAUUUUUAUCUACACCCUUGCCUAUUGAACCUCGCAAACGUUUUGUAUAUUAUUACCAUGCACCUAAGGGUCCUUCAAUGUCACCAAUGGUAAUUGAUCCAUCUGGAGUUUAUUUUAGGCCUGAUAGCUUUGACAAUCAUUAUAUAUGUGGUAAAUCACCAUGUGAUGCUGAAGAACCUGAAACCAUCAAUUUAGAUGUUGAUCAUGAUUUUUUUGAAAAGCAAAUCUGGGCAUCACUUGCACAUCGAGUACCUGCAUUUGAAGAAGCAAAAGUCAAAAGUAGCUGGGCUGGAUAUUAUGAUUAUAAUUGGUACGAUCAAAAUGGUGUUAUAGGAAGUCAUCCAAGUUAUUUCAACUUAUUUUUUGCUACUGGGUUUAGUGGACAUGGUAUUCAACAAGCACCAGCUGUUGGCCGAGCUAUGAUGGAAAUGAUUACCGAAAGUGGAUUCAACUCAAUAGAUCUUUCUAGGUUAGGUUUUGGCCGGUUAAUUGCUGAACAACCACUAUAUGAACAGAAUAUUGUCUAAUAGUUUAAAAAAUAGAUUAUAGUAUACUAAUGAUUUGAUUUUUUAUUAUAAAAUAGAUGGUAACUAUUGUUGAUAAAAAAAGUUGGUUUAAAUUUUAAGAUUUUAAAGUAUAAAAAAAUCAUAAUUAAUACUAAGUAAAUAAAUACAAUUGUAUAUUCUUGAGGCAUGUGGCAAGUUUCAAUGGAAAAAUUAUCCAUAGAAAAUAAUGCCUGAAAAAAAGUUUAUAUUAUUUGUUAAAAAAAAGUUGUAUCAAAAAAUAAAAAAUAAUAUAGUUAAUUUCA
Molecule: messenger RNA, 2125 nt
Organism: Aphis gossypii (cotton aphid)
Lineage: Eukaryota; Metazoa; Arthropoda; Insecta; Hemiptera; Aphididae
Product: FAD-dependent oxidoreductase domain-containing protein 1-like
Exons: 9
Coding region: 321-1844 (507 amino acids)
Cellular component (GO): cytoplasm
Molecular function (GO): oxidoreductase activity
Source: RefSeq, a predicted model, not a curated record